AUGAAUUCUUCAACAUCGAAGCCUCUCGGAGUAACUGGCCCGCUCUCAGUUACCCCACCCACAGACUCCGAAAACCAAGCCUCCAACUCGUUGAUCGAAGAACUGAAGCGCCAAAAUAACUAUGAAAACGCAGCAGAAAUAUCCAAGAGGCAAAAAGUUCUUAAUUCACUUCAACUUAUCACGGAGGAAUUUGUAAGACAGGUCAGCACGGCUCAGGGCCUUGCCGCAAAUCUUGUCAAGACUGCAGGCGGUAUGGUAGUAACAUUUGGUAGCUACAAACUGGGGGUUAUCGGUCCUGGAUCAGAUAUCGACGCAUUAGUCGUCGCACCACAAAAUGUCACAAAAGAAGAUUUUUUCAGCAAGUUUCCUGAUCUUUUAAGAUCCAUGGCAAGUGAAGGUCCCAUCACUGAACUGACUGCUAAACCUGAUGCCUUUGCUCCAUGCAUCACACUCAAAUACGCAGGGAUUGACAUCGACUUAUUAUUUGGACGCGUUAAGCUCAGUCAUGUACCAAGGAACUUAUCUUUACUUAACCAAAAUAUGUUACGUGGAUUGAACAAUGAAGAGGUCCGUUCCCUGAAUGGCGUUCGUGUGGCAGAUGAGAUCUUAAAUUUGGUCCCAGAGCCUGCCAUAUUUCGAACAGCACUCCGCACAAUUAAACUAUGGGGAACCAGACGUGCUAUCUCCGGAAACAUCUAUGGAUUCCCUGGUGGUGUCGCCUGGGCUAUAUUAGUCGCUAGAAUCUGUCAGCUUUAUCCCAAGGCAACAAGCUCUACGAUUGUAUUUAAGUUCUUCCGUAUCAUGGAAAAAUGGCGAUGGCCAAUGCCUGUGCUACUAAAGGAUAUUGAUAAUGCCAAUACUCUAGGCCUCAAAGUCUGGAAUCCGAAGAUAUAUGGAUCAGAUAAAAAUCACAUAAUGCCCAUAAUUACACCUGCUUAUCCGGAAAUGUGUACGACGCAUAACUUUUCCCUCUCCACAAAAGCCAUUCUGGAGAAAGAGCUCAGAAGAGGUGGUGACAUCGCCGAUCAGGUAAUGUCAGGAAAAGCACCGUGGAGAGAUUUAUUUGCAAAGCACACCUUCUUCACAAAAGGUUACAAAUAUUACUUAUCUGUUGUUUCGGCCAGCAGGACCAAGGAGUCACAACUUCUCUGGUCUGGUUUCGUGGAGUCGAAAGUGCGUUUGCUGGUUAAUAAGCUGGAAUACCAUCGAUCUAUAGCAUUAGCCCAUCCAUUCAAUAAAGGAUUUGCAAGAGUUCACAGAUGCAGUAAUGAAGAAGAAGUUGACUUGGUCAAGAAUGGAUCCCUUAAAUACCACGCUACAGACAUCGCUACUCUAACAACUGGACACGGCCUUGCGACCGAAAUACCAAAAGAGGCCGGAGAAAUAAAUGAAAAAUCCGAAAUUGAUCAACGCGGAAUAAUGGUUUAUACAGCUACACACUAUAUUGGCUUAGAACUUGCUGAAGGAGCAAAAUCUCUCGAUCUCUCGUAUGAAGUCGACGAAUUCAAAAAAAUAUGCACUUCAUCAGAGGCAUAUAACCAAGAGGAAAACUCUCUUGGAGUAGCUCAUACCAAGAAUUGCGACUUGCCUGAUGAUGUUUUUACAGAGGGUGAGAUAAAACCAAUUCGCCCUCAAAAGCAAAAAAAGAAACGCCCAGCUACCGAGGAAACCACCCAAGUUCCGGCUAAAAGACAACAGACGUCCGUAGCAGUUGUUGGUUGA
Molecule: messenger RNA, 1722 nt
Organism: Blumeria graminis f. sp. triticale
Lineage: Eukaryota; Fungi; Ascomycota; Leotiomycetes; Helotiales; Erysiphaceae
Source: the annotation of a GenBank genome assembly